AUGUUCAAAGCAUUCAGACAUAUUGAAGAUAUUGAGCCUUCCGAUCCCUGGUGGAAAAAGGAAGUCCUCGAUAAAGUUGGGGACAAGCUCAAGGGAGGAUAUUUCGAUGAAAAGAAUAAGGAAAAUAAUAAUCUCUCUUUUGGGAAAGUAAAACGACUCUCUCGUCGAGCGGUAGAAUUUUGCUCGAAAUCCCGUAGCGCCAAAAAAGACUAUGGCUUCAUCGUCAUCGAGCGCCUCGACUUGGAAGGACUCGAAGACGCUGUCGAUCGAGGAUUGACUGCUUCGAAUUACCACGAGGGAAUCAAACAGCACAUCGAGUUCAAAGGAGAUGUUCGAUGCAAGCCGGACCGUGGGACGUUUCUUUGCAAAAUUCCAAAACUAGAAACGAUCUUCGCCUUUUGCCCAACUCGUAAGCGCAAUCCAACGCUUGACGGAUUCCUGGUCAUCGUAGAAUAUGUCAAACGCGAGCAGCAGCAUAUUCAAGGAACAUCGUACACAUGGAUCCAUACAGAAAGAGAUUUCUCCAACCAAUGGUGUUAUCCGCUCGCCGUCAUUUCUUACCGAGAUCAGAAAGCGCCUCCACCUCCUGCUCCAAAGAAACGAUAUUCGAGGGAACAAGAAAGCGCUGUCGUCAAAUCAGAACGACGCUCAAGGAGUAGAAGUCCUAGUGACAGAAGAGGAGACAGAAGUCGUGAGCGAGAUCGCGAUCAUCGCGAUCAUAGGGACCGAGAUAGAGACAGAUACCACCGCGACAAAAGAGACAGAAGUCGAGAAAGAGAACAUCGAGGAGGGUCUCACAGGGAUCGCGAUGAUGGGUACAGAAUAAAAAAAGAGCGACGAGAUGAUGAUUACCGCGAAUCUCGGCGAGACGAAGAUUACAGGAGACGAGAUAGUCACCACCGAGACAGAAAAGAAAAGUACGAUCAGGAUGAUCGCAGAGGUUCAGUUUCUUCGAAUGACAAGCGCUGGCCUGGGGAGAAUAGCUUCGAUGGGCCGCCAAACUAUGAGAGAAGGGGGUCUUCGUACAGUCAAGACAUGAAUUCUUCCUACAACAACCAGAAUCCCAGCGACGGUCACGGUCAAAAUGGCUUCGACGGGCAUCAAAAUCGAGUACCACCGAGUAACGGUCAUUAUCACGGAAAUAAUUACCCGGGCGGGCCGUCGGGUGGAUACCGACCGAAUCAUAGGAUGCCGAUGCGACCAGGCUAUCAUCCGCACCAAGGGUCGUAUGGACAUCCGCAUUAUAACAACAUGCGCAUGCCGCAUGGAAACGGUCAAAUGCAAAAUCCUCGAGGACCUCGUCCUGGAAUGGAUCGAAGCAUGUCCACUCCGAAUUCGCAUGUGAUGUCUCCCGACGGAUUACCGACGCCGGACAACUUUCCAAGAGGACCUCAUCAGCGCGGUCCGCCGAACGACGGUUUCACGCCGAAUAGAGGUCGAUUUCCAUCAACUGGCGGCUUUCCUAACUCACCUGGUUUCCAAGGCUCACCUCAUAGUAGCGCAGCGCAUAUCUCCCCGCCAGGUCCACCCGGACGACCGGAAUUGGCGAGACGCCAUUCGGAACAAUUCAACAAAGUGCCAAACGCGAAUCAAAAUCUUCUGACAGUCCCACUUGCUUCCCCCAAUCCUGCACAAAUGGCUGACGGAAGAAAGGAUCAUUUCUGCAGAGAAUAUGUUAAAACCCGCCUCGAACGCGUCAGCGCGAAAAGAAAAGCGAUAACGUACUGGAGCGGAAAACUCGCAUUCGGGGAGGAUGAAAUUGAUGCUUCGUUGAUGCACUACACGGAUCCCGACAUGCUCCUCAUCAGCGAGUGUUACUUGCGUUUUUCGAAGCUAAAGCCACUUCUUUUCAACGAUUUGAGUUCGGAAAUCAUUAAACUUAAUGUCACAAUUACAAAGCCGAAGAAAUCAAUGCACAAGAGUUUUGCAGGGAUGUGGUCGUGUUACCCGGCGUAUAUUCAGAAUUCCCCUGAGAACCAAGAAAACAUCAACAAAGUCUUCGAUCGCGAUACACGAGCUUGUCUUUCUGAAGUCACGACUUCAAAAAUGAUUGUCUUUUUGGUGAAAUCGGAUCAAGGCCGUCUGAGGGACUUGCUGAACUGGGACGCAGUGAGUAACAUGAUGCCAGACGAUUCGAUCCCCGGUUUUUUCUUCAUUAUCUUCACGCCGCUUAGCAACAUCAAAGAAUUCACACAAGUUCAAAGAGCCAAUCGAGAAAUUGACCUUGUCCAUCCACACCCUCUUGACCACGAUGGGCCGGGGGUGAAUCCACUUGAUCCGUCUUACGAAGCCGUUCAACAUAUGAUGGGCAAUCUGAGCAUGAAUAUACAACACGAAGACAAGUACUUUCACAAAGAUUAUCGGGCGAAUUGGAAUAUUAAUCACGACAUCAUUUUGCAACUCCAAAAAAUGACCCACAGUCAAAAAGGGCAUCAUCAAACUGUUCAACAAAUCGCCACUAGAAUUAGCCAUACUAGAUACAGUCAAAUUCCACAGCUUUUGAAAAAAUUCAUCGACGUCAUCUCGGAAUAUGAAAUCUUCGUAAAAAUGGACGAAAUACUCGCCGAAGCGAUUCGAGAAGAGAAGCAAAAGCGGCAAGCUGCAAGUGACGCCGCUGCGAACCCUCCAGCCGCGCCGUCUACAACCGUGCCUAAUCAAAACUCAACUAACUUAUCCUCCUCGAAUCAGCCGCCGAAGCAACCAGCUCCGGAUAAGCCGCGACCACAGCUUAACCUUCAACCUCUCACACUUCCACAAGUUCAUGCAACUCAAAUCCCUGAAAUUUUAGUUCCGCAGACGCCACCUUCAACUAGAGUAGUUUCGCAACAGCCGCAAGAAAAAGCACCAGUCCCUUAUGUUCCAAGUCCAAAAGUCCGCAAAUUAGAUCGCGCAGAUCCAAAUGUACAAGAAAAGUUAAGAAUAGAACAACUCAACAAAGAAGCGCAAUUAAUGAUGUUACUUCAAGCCGCUGCGGCGAAAGAUAAUGGCGCAAAACUGCUAAAAGGCCUCUCGUUCGCCGAAGCGAUCCUGCUUAUCGAUAAGAAUAACGUAAAAAUUCAUCCGCCUGCGGAUCCCACCUUCGAGGAGCAUUACGAGAAUUGCCUGAUGAAUAUUCUUAGAAGCGAAGACCUCUAUCUGUCGAAAGAUUUCCUCGAAGGCAAAGAACUCCGUCGAACGCGCGACAAAGACUACAACCCAACCGUAGAAUUUUCAAUUCCCAGAUCUGUUCUCAACGAGAAAACGCCAAACGUCGAUCCGCACAAGCACAACGAGCUCAAAACGCUGCUUUUGAACGCGCUCCCGAGAAUGAAAGACGCACCAGAGGAGCGGCAGCAGUCACAAGUUAGGAUUGACGAACGGAGGCCGAACUUUACGAGAACGGUUAAUAUCGACGAUCCAAAUCGAUUCUCGCACGUGAAAAAGUUGAAUUUGGCGAAUAUGGCCGUGAUUAGAGCGACGAAGAAUAAUAUCAAACGACUUCGUCUUGGUCAGCAGCAGAUCGUGGAAUUGAUGGAGGAAGAAGAUGACUCGGACGAGGACGAUCGAAAGGGAGGCAUGAAAACGGAGGACAUCAACAAGUGGCUGACGGAUAUUGAGGACUGCUGGAGCGAAAUCGAUAGAAUCACUGAUUACCCAAGGUUCUCCGAGGGGCCGAAGAAAGGAGAAAUUCUCGAAAACUACCUUCUCGAAGUUAAUAAACUUGCACUCGAAGAAUACAACACGAUCAUGAGUAUGCCUCCGCCCAAAAUACCUGGAGAAGAAGGUGAAGACAAAACGUCCUAA
Molecule: messenger RNA, 3783 nt
Organism: Oikopleura dioica
Lineage: Eukaryota; Metazoa; Chordata; Appendicularia; Copelata; Oikopleuridae
Source: the annotation of a GenBank genome assembly